AUGCCGCCAAGAAAUUCGAAGAUCAGGGUGCUCAAGUUUUAUUUGUCUCUACUGAUUUCGAAAAUUCCUUCUUGGCAUGAACUAAACCUCUCCAGAAAAGAUGGUGGACUGGGUCCAGUUAAGGUUCCUUUGUUGGCUGAUACAAACCACACCUUAUCUCGAAACUACGGCGACUUGAUUGAAGAAGAAGAGAUCGCAUUAAGAGGUUUAUUCAUCAUCGAUCCAAAGGGUUUCAUUAGACACAUCACCAUUAAUGAUUUGUCCGUGGUAGGAACGUCAACGAAGCGUUCAGGCUGGUCGAAGGCUUCCAGUGGACUAACAAAAACGGCAUAG
Saccharomyces mikatae IFO 1815 is the source of this 333-nucleotide messenger RNA. It is a transcript of the gene TSA2, whose product is annotated as thioredoxin peroxidase TSA2. Bases 1 to 333 code for a protein of 110 amino acids. Gene Ontology annotation, cellular component: cytosol. The record is from RefSeq and is a predicted model, not a curated record. The transcript has a single exon. Lineage: Eukaryota; Fungi; Ascomycota; Saccharomycetes; Saccharomycetales; Saccharomycetaceae. Gene Ontology annotation, biological process: hydrogen peroxide catabolic process; cellular response to stress; response to oxidative stress. Gene Ontology annotation, molecular function: thioredoxin peroxidase activity.